UGCAAAAUGAAAAUCCUCCAAGUUUGGCUUAUAACAUUUUAAAAAAUAUUUCAAAUACAAUGUCUGAUAGAGCUGCGACAGAAAAAUCAUUCCAGCAACUUCUGCAAGAUUACAGAACAACUCUUCUGAAAGAAAACAUGGACAACUUUAAUGAACUAUCAGAACCAGACCAAUUACUGAUUACUAAAAUGAAUAAUUUCUUUUGUGGUCUUCAUCUUUUAGUCAAUAUUGCAGAUUUGAUGUGCAGUAUCUUCAAAGAAUGGGAGCAAACUGUGAUGAAUAAAGAAGUAGUUGGGGAGUCAGCAAUUAUAAAAACAGUAAGAGAAGUAUGCAAGGCAUUUGUUCCUGUCGUGGACAAUAAAAAUGGAGCAUCACUAGAGCUAAAAACAUACCUGUCAAGAAUCAACGUUAAAUUUCAAUUGAAGCCAUUCCAGGAAGGCAAUACCAACACCUUGAAUGGGCUGAUGAAAGACGUAUUGAGAAAUUUGAAAUGCAGUCAAAAUAUUGUAGGCUUAAGGGCAUUAGGAGUUUACAAUAAAUUUAUAACAUCACCACUUUGGAAAAUUAUUGAAGCUGACAAUACACAUAUUCUAGACAUGAAUGCGCACUAUCAAAAUCUCAUCCAAAUUUUUAGAAGAUGUUGCUACAAAUAUAGAAUCAGCAAACGAACUCUUAACUGGUGA
This is a messenger RNA of Mytilus californianus (California mussel), 683 nucleotides long. RefSeq lists its product as uncharacterized. The transcript is spliced from 2 exons. NCBI's taxonomy places the organism in Eukaryota, Metazoa, Mollusca, Bivalvia, Mytilida, Mytilidae. Gene Ontology annotation, molecular function: 3'-5'-RNA exonuclease activity. The record is from RefSeq and is a predicted model, not a curated record. Bases 60 to 683 code for a protein of 207 amino acids.